AUUAAAUUUGCUGUAGCUUUCUUUAUGUCCGAGUUUGUACGUUAAGGACUGAGUGAGUAGUUAAGAAUGUAAGGAUUAGACAUAACUGAUUUGUCAUGAUAACAAUUGAUUAAUCGGUUUUCUCACGUGUCAAACUAGUAAUUUUAGCACAAAAAACUGAUAAAAUACAAUAUUAGAAAAGAAUAGAGAUUUCAUAUGGUAGCGCUUUUUCUCAAAUCUGGAAAUUCUGUAGUUUAUCUGUGAAUAAUCACCAAUGAUAAAUAUGACUACACACAUGUGAUAACAGACCCUUUUCAAAGAAGCAAAACAGAACUAUAAGUUUCAGCGGUACGUUUACACGAGAAAUAUUUUGCACUACGGUCUCCUUUAAAAUUAUAAUUGAACUUUCUAAGCAAAUAACAAAUGUAAAAUUUUCGGAUAUUUAUAUAUUAAUUCAUAAUGCUUUAUCCAAUGGUCAGGAAUGAUGCCACUUUCAAUCGAUUUAAAUGGAUUGAUGUCUUAGAUCUGAAUCCCGGUCAAAACUACACGGAAUUUCCGAUGAUAGUGGAAAGAUUUGAAGGAUUUCUCAAACAGCAUGGAUAUAGUAAGCUGGAUGCGAUUGGUGAGAAAAGAGUACAUCUAGAUCUUCAACUCGUUUCUACUUUAAGUCUGGAUGGAAUUGGUACCAAACAAUUCUACGCAAAACCGCUUUCAGAAGUAAAUAAUGUAUGGAUGUUUCUAGAUGGUAAGAAAACGCUCAAUGUAAUAAAGAAGGUUAAUUGCAUCGGCUUGUGCUCUUGGAGUGGUGAUUUUAUGGAAGAAUUGCAUCGCAGGAUAGCUUCUUCUCCUGAUCCAACUGCAACUUUUCAACUUGCCUUGAAAAUAAUAGAAAAACUAUACGUCAGAUAUUUACCCAGACAUCGACUCUUCAAACAAAUGACAUUGUAUUGGACUCUUUUAAGAAAUUUAAUUUUAUCGCGUCAGAUAAAAACAAGAUGGACCCGACUUGUGGUGGGCAUUUUUAAAACAUUUUGCCUUAGGCAGGAUGUCUACCGAGAUUUUUUUAGAAACAGUCUGGAUUUAUGUUUCUUUUUCAAAUGUGUUCUGAUAGAGAAGUUCCCUGUCUGGGGAUUGUGGCGUGAAUCAUUGAUAGCUGAAGUAACUAUGUGCUCAUGUUUCCUCAGUACAGACACCAGGAACUUUUUACAUGUUCUAACAGUUGGUGUGAAGUCUGUUUUUUCUCCUAUGCUUUAUGGCAAACUAAAGGCAUGGAUUAUUUAUUAUUACAAAAAUGAUCUUGAAGCAGCUGAAAGGAAAGAAUUCAAUGAUAUCCUAAACGACAUGAAUAGACAGAGAAAAACAUUCCGUGUACUGCAAGCGUAUUUCUUAUUAAAACAUAAUUCAGUGAAAGCUCUAAAAUUGCUAUGGUGCUCCAUACCCGAUCCUUUUUUGACAAGCAGUGACUUUUUAUGUUUAGCUGGCAACAAUGACUUUUUAUUGGUGGAAGUUUUACGUGUUUGGAUUUUGUACGAAAGAUGCGUAAUUGGCACCACUCACCUUGUAUCUACACCCAGAACGCUAAAGCAUCUGUCAAGAUGUGCGGUACGAUCAAGUCUUGCGGACUCUUUUCAGCUUCCCAAAGGUAUAGAGAGUCUCUUUAUACCCCGGACUUUGCACCAUUAUUUAGGAAUAGUGAAUUUGAAUGAUAUCUGAUUGAAUUUUAGUGUAAAUUUAUCAACAAGGGAACAGUCUGCAUUUUUUAGGUAAAAUAUUUUCCAAACAGUGAAAAAUUUUAUGAAAUUCUUUCCAUAUAUAAGCAUAAAACUGCUUAUAAGCAGCAAAAUUUAUUGAUUACCACUGUUGGUUUGAGAUUAUUUUCCGUGAUUGUUAAGCAGCGAGCCUGUUUGAGAAGAAAUUUUCACUAAACAACGCAGAGUGUUUCUUUGUUAGUUGAGCAAAAAAGAUAAGUGAUUUUGUGAAAUGUCAAAUGAAAUGUGAAAUUUUGUGAAAGUAUUUGCUUGCCAUAAGAGAUAGUAUGUUGUGUACAUAGUUUAAUGUAAUUCUACAUGGGUAUGCAAUAGCGAAGUAAUAAAGUUACUUAAUUAUUAA
Parasteatoda tepidariorum (common house spider) is the source of this 2088-nucleotide messenger RNA. RefSeq lists its product as uncharacterized. The record is from RefSeq and is a predicted model, not a curated record. Lineage: Eukaryota; Metazoa; Arthropoda; Arachnida; Araneae; Theridiidae. Gene Ontology annotation, biological process: intracellular signal transduction.